AUGUCUUCUGUUUACAUAUUACGGAUUUUAGUUGCAUUUCAAGGUUGUUUAUGUUUGGCCGGUGCAUAUCUUAAUUUGUAUUUGAGCACACAGGAAACGUAUCGUUUGCUAGGUGUUCACUAUGAGUUAUUCUAUGUUCGCAAUGGAAUCAUCAACCAGUACGCCCUCUCCUUUGAUCUUCCGCUGCAAUCCCACAUCGAUGACAUCUUCUUCACCUGGCAGAGCCUCAGAGAUGAGCCUCAGAUGUUCUACAAGAUGAGUUUUAACGUCAGCAAUUCCCGGGCAAUGUCCAUGCCAACAGCCAACAUUUCCCUCAACGGAGAAGUCCCUAACCAAAUAUCAGUCUUCCGGGUGACCCUGCCCUGCACGGGCCAGAUAAACGCAGAGGUUCACAUUAGCAUCCAAAUGAGCAUCAGUAUCUUGUCUGUGUCCAACCCCACGCUGCUCAACUUCAAACGGAAAAAAGUCUGCCUCAAAAAAAAUUCCGUGUGGAUGUCCAAAGACAAGGAUGAUAACUCAAUGUGGCUGCCCAAUGAUAAAGAUUUGCUUAAUCAGUACCAGCUCAAGUUUAGCAAUGCUACCUUCAGCUUGUCACCUGAUGAUGAUUCAAAAGAGAAAGAUGACUUGACAACAUCGACUCAUAUCUUCUAUGCUGCAGUGGCGUGUACCUGUGCAGUCAUCAUUCUGAUUGCACUGGGUGUGGUUGCCUACUAUCUCAACACACAACGCACGUCUGAUCAUUACACCAAGAAGAUUAAUUGCUA
Candidula unifasciata is the source of this 764-nucleotide messenger RNA. The record is from the annotation of a GenBank genome assembly. Lineage: Eukaryota; Metazoa; Mollusca; Gastropoda; Stylommatophora; Geomitridae.